CUUGCCUCUGGCCCUGCUUUCCCCUUGUCCGCCGAUUGCCCGCCUGCCUCUCCCCCCUCCCCUCAUUUCGCCUCCUCCCUCGCCCGGCCCCGCCACCAUCGUCAGCAUGAGCCAGGCCGGCCCGGCGCGCAAGUCCACGCUCCUGAUCCCGGACCACCCGAUCAUCGUUGGCCUGCGCCUUCUUCGAACCCCGGGCCCGAAAUCCAGCCUCUCCGUGCAAGUGGGCCGGGCGCUGGAGGAAAACCCCGACUCCACGUCGCUCAUUUGGUCGGACCUAUCCAAGUCCGACAUCGGCCAGGUGCCCUAUGGCCUUGACGCGAUCACACUCUCCUCUUUGAACCUCUCGGCCAAGCUCUCCUCGCGCUACAACAUCACCCGAGACAAUGACCAGGCAUCGGCGGUGGCCUUCGUGGAGGCAGCGGUGUCCCUGACCCAGCGCAUCUCCCAGGCCAAGAGGCGGUCCUGCCUGACACGCCUGGAGCUGGUUGGCGUCCGGGUGGCCCAGCUGGAGCCCAUCGCCGCGGCGCUGGCCCGCCCGGUGGCCGAAGGGGCAAGUGGCCUGUCACCCAUUCGGACCUUCGUGGUCCGGGACAUUCCGGACAUUUGCUUUCUCACGGACCCGGGUCUGGAGCUGGGCCGGCGCCUGUUCGUUGAUUGCCGGCUCGACCAGCUGGAGCUCCGCGCGUGCGGUGUCAAGCGCGUGCCGCACUUUGCCCGGACCGGCCGCUGGGCCAGCCUGCUGACGGCCGCGGCCGAGGCGGCCACCGAGCAUUCGGCCACCGCGGUGCACUUUUCCCCGACCGCCGUGGCCCGGCUGUCCGAGUCUUUGACCGAAUCGCCGAUCCCGGCCAAUUGGUCCGGUCUGCGGUCGCUGGUGCUCGACAGCAACCGCGGCCUGGGUCUGGUGGGAGCGGUCCGGCCAUUGUUAAACAUGCGCACGCUGGUUCAUCUUUCCCUGGCGGACACGGCACUCGACUGCACUUUCACCGGCCGGCGCACCCUGGAUCUCAGCGGCCUGAUUGCCCUGGAGCACUUGGAUCUGUCGUACAAUGCGCUGGGCGGUGUGCCGGCCGGCAUCACGCGGAGCGCACACUUCCUGGCCGGGCGCCCGCUCAAUGCCGCGGGCGCCGGGGCCGGGGUGCUGGACCGCCGGGGUGGCUCUGGCCGCGUCAGCCCGCUGGCCGGGCCGGGCGACUCGCCCAUCGGCCGGUCGCCCACCCUGGGUGUGUUGAUUCCGUCGUCGUCGUCGUCGUCGUCGUCGGGCCCCGGCCCCGGCAUGGGCGGGGGCAUGGACUCGCCCCCGGCAGUGGGGAGCACCCCGGCAUCGCCCGUCUCGCCGGACUUUGACUAUGCGGCCUCCGACGACGAGGACAAUGAGGACGAAGACCCGGAUGCCGAGUGGCGCCGACGCCAGGAUGCCCAGCGCACGGAGCCCUUCAUCCGGCUGCCCAACAACCUGCGUGUGUUGGUUUGCCGCGGGAAUAUGCUCUGCUCGCGGAGUUUCUACUUGCUGUUCUUCGCGCGCGGUCGCGACCCCUCGCGGGCUUGGACCGCGGAGUUCCUCAUGUCGCUGGUCCUGUCGGACAACCGGUUCGCCGGCAUUCCCGGCUACUUCGGUGCCCUGUCCAAGUUGCGCUUCCUCUACCUGGACGCCAACCUUCUGCAGGGGGCCGGACUGGACGAUGUGACCUUCCCCCGGUCGUCGCUGUCGGCGUCGGAGCAGGCCCUGGCCGCGCGCGCGCCCAUCACCCUGUCCUCGGGCGGGGCUCCGAAGCCCGGCAGCGCCGGAGCCCCCCCGACCAGCUUCUCGGAUGUGGCCAGCUUCUCGGGGCUCCGGUCGCUGGAGCUCCUGCAUCUGGGCUACAAUCGCUUUAUUACCCUGCCAACUUUCUGUGUCCUGGAUGACCACCUCCCCUCGCUUCAGGUGCUGGUGUUGAACAACAAUCGGCUGAAGUCCAUCCCGCGGCACAUUGUGGCGGCCGCCAAAAAGCGUCUGAAGUUCCUCAACCUCGAUGACAAUCCCGACCUGCCGGUUGCCGAGGCCGCGCUCGGGGCCCUACUGGCACAAUGGUCCUCCACGACCGAGGAGGGCGUCGAUCCCGACGACGAGUCGUCGGCUGCCACCGGCCUCAUUAAGUAUGACAUCCGCAAUGCGGAUUUCACCCUCCAGUCUUCGGAGCGCUUUGUUGAGCGCCUAGCCAGCCAGGCAGCCGCACGAGCGGCACAGGAGGCUCGGCGUCGGGCUGACAAGGAGAAGGAGCUCCUUCAAAAGAAGGCGGCCAAGAUGGACUUCCAUGACAUCCCGGUGGGCGAUCUCCCUGGCCUCGGCCCUGGGGGCACCCUCCUGCUAGGUGACGCCACGGGCAAUGCCGCGUCCCAGCACGUCCCUGGGCUAGUUGACCAGCUGGCCCCAUCGGGGAUGGAUUACUCGCAGCUCUUCCCACAGAGCGUCCUCGCCCGGCAUGUCGGCUGGUUCGACAACUCCGAGGACGAAACCCAGGUCCAACUGACAUGCUUUGUGAUUGCGCAGCUCCACCCCCUGCGCAUGCGUGUUCCCCUGGCCGAAGAUCCGCACGUCAAGUACUGCGAGCAUGGGAUCCUACGCGCCGAGUGUGCGGAGAUGGACUGCGAAGUGUUCUUCGGCUGCGCUCAUGAUGAGGGGACCGAGCUCCUGCCGGUUCACUAUCACGAUCGCUUCCCCCGAUUCGAGGGCCAAGCGGCCCCGGCUCCGGCCGCAGACGAUGACGAUGACGACCUGGUCGAUGACCUGACCUACCUCUUCCGUGAGGGCGCCGCCGGGGCCGGCAAUGCCAAGUACAAUGGCAUUCACCCGCUCUUCUGGAACUGCGGCACCUUUUGCGACGGGGAUGCCUACAUCCUGCUCCGGACCGACACCCCGGUGCCCGACAACCAAGUCUCAGGCGCCAACACCAGCAAGAACAUCGGUGUUCGGCAUUCCAUUUUCACUUGGAUCGGCCCCGAGGCCAGCACGGACAAGCGCCUGUGCGCGGCCAUGCAUGCGGCCAACCUGCGCAAGGCCCUCCUUGGCAUGGGGAUCCCGGUGUGGUCGGACAAGUCCUUCGUCGAUGGGGUGCCCACCAGCGGCGUCACUUGUGUGCAAGAUGAGGAGCCCGGCGCCGAGUCGGCCGAUUUCUCGGGGCUCUUCUCGGAGAUCAUCCGUCGGCCGGCCGAGAUGUCCCUGCUGCCGGGCUUGAACAAGGCCAGCGCCGGGUCGGCUCCCGGGGCCUUCAUCCAGAAGGUGGAUCUGUUUGCGGUGGUGUUCGACGGCCCGCGCGCUCGGCUGGAGCCAGUGCGGCCGAUUUCCUGGGAUUCCCUCCGCUCCAAUGGCGUCUUCCUGCUGAACACCCCGCAGGAGGUCUUCAUGUGGACGGGUCAGGAUGUCAAGGUCAAUACCGCGGCCAAGGCGCGCAUUCUGGCCGAUGACUUCCACCUGCGCGAUCGAAAUACCCGCGUCCCGCUGACCCUGGUGACCGAGAUGCCGGAUGAGCAACUGGACUGCCUGAUGGUGCACAGCAACAGCGGGGCCCUGGGCGCCGAGCAGUUUAUGGCCUUCUCGUCGAGCUCCUCCGGCCGCCGGGCCUUGCUGGACUACUUCCGCUUUGCCAAUUGGUUCUUCAGUCACUCGCCGGCGAACCGGCCCCCGAAGAGCGCCUGCCAGCCCUGCGGCAGCCGCUGCCUGGUUUCCUCGCGUAACUCCUUCGGCCUCUGCCUGUCCUGGCUGUACAUCGAGAACCAGCGCGCCGGGGCCGACUACUUGGACCCGUACCUGGCCACCGAGGCGCGGCUCUUCCAGGUGGUUUUCCAGGAUGGCAAGCUGGAAGUCCCACGCAUGGACCCGCCCCUGUCGCGAAAGUCCCUCCAAUCGGCCGGAUGCUUCAUCUUGGACACGACCAGUGCGGCGCCCGUGCACAAGCUGGACCCCGGGUCGUGGGAGAUCCUCCCCGACGGGCGUGUGGUCUAUCCGCAGAGCGUCACCGUGGCCGCAUGGGUUGGGCGCCGGGCUCCGGCGGAAAUCCGGUCCAUUGCCCUGCGCCUGGCCCAGCGAGUGCUGGCCCUGCAUGUGGAGCAGAUCCGCCGGUCGUGCGCCAGCCAGCCGGCCCUGCUCCAGCGUCUCGGCCUGGCGCCCGGCGAGGAGGAAGACCUGGCCCUGAAUGUGGUCAUCCACGGCCGGGCAGUGCGCGUGACCGAGGGAUCGGAGGAUACGGUCUUCGCCGGGUGGUUCGGCGACUGGUGGGCAACCCAGCAACAUACGACGCUGGCUUCCUUGGAGGUGGGCUAUCGCGGAUCGUCAAGCUCCGGCCAGUCCAAGCGCUCGGGUGACCGGCUGCCAGUGGACACCGACGUGCGGGUGCUGUACCGCGGCCCACGGCGCACCUUCGUCUCGGCCACCGACACCCAGACCGAUGAGAUGGAUGAGCGCGCGGCCAGUGCCCUGCUCUCCCGCAUGCGCUCCUCGUUGGUCAGCAUCCGGUGCUUUGUCCGUGGCAAGUCCGGCAAGUUCGAUUCCCUCCCGGCGGGGCAUUGCAAUAGUUUCUUCUACUCCGGCGAGGUGUAUGCCUUCCUGUGUGCAUAUGACCAAAAGUCCUCGGCCCUGCUGUCCAGCCUGCCCAGUGUCCUGGAGGAUGGUGCUUCGACUCCAACCGCGCCCGCGCCCGCGCCCGCGCCCGCGGCCAAGUCCAAGUCCGUGGCCUCGGCCCCGGCGGAUGCCACGGAGGGGCCCGACUCGGGCGACUCCGAUGCCUCCCCCCUGGCCGCGGCCGAGGACGCUUCUGUGGAGUUGCUGCAGUUGAUGCGCUCGGAGAAUGACAUCAACUUCGGCUCGUCCCCGGUCCAGGCCAUCGAGGAGGCGGCCACCGCGGCUUUCGCCACGACGGCCACCGCGCUGCAGCACGCCGCCGAGGGGUCAGCCCCGGCGCCCUCCAAAACCCAGUCCGGCCGUGUGGUCGAGAGUGUUCUCUACUAUUGGGAGGGCCGCGACGCCUCGCCCAUGGCUUGGAUGCAGUUUUCCCUGUCUCUGCGCCCGCGUCUGGAGGCCAUCGUCAAGUCGCUCUACGGCUUGAGCUUGCGCGUCAUCCGCGUGAUGCAGCAAUGCGAGCCCGCGCGGCUCAUGUGUCACCUUGACAGAGAGCUGGUUAUCUUCAAGGGCACCCCCCUGCCGGUGAAGGACGGGUUCCUGGAUAUCGCCCGAUCCCCGAGCCCGGUGCGCAUCUUCCAAAUUCGCCUGGGCUCCUCGCGGAUUACAAGUCGCGCCAUCGAGGUGACCCCCUCCCCCUCGACGCCGGCCAGCCGGCUGCUCAUGUCCAGCGACUGCUUCAUCGUGGUGGACCUGGCCCAGCGGCAGGUGUUCGAGUGGCAUGGGGCGGCCACCCGGGCCGUGGACCGGCGCCUGUGCUCGCGCUACUCGCGUCAACUCCGGGCGCACUUCCUCCUGCCGGUCGGGGCGGCCGUGUCGCAGGCCAUGACCCCCGGGGGGAAGGCCGCCGCCACGGCGGUCCCCAGCUUCCGGUCGUCGGAUCCCUCGGUGCCGCUGAUUUUCGCCGAGCCCGAGGGGUCCGAGUCGCCGGCCUUCCGCCAGCUGAUGGGCAUGGGCCGGGUGUCGCCGGCCAGCGUGAGCCAGCGCCUGGGCCUGGUCCUGUCGUAUACCUUCGCUCGGAGUGGGCUGUCCGUGCCGGUGGUGGCCUCGCACCUGAAGUCCUUCCGCAGGGCGCUCAUCCUGGACGGCUCGGCCGGGGUGUACCUGCAGCCUCCCUCGCCGACGGACCUGCAUUUCAAUGCCUCCCAUGUGGAGGCCAGCCCGCGCCGGUCGCCGGCUUUGGGCAGCGCCAGCGCCUCGAUCACCUCCUCGCCCUCGCUCAGCGGGGCCGCGGGGUCGGCCCCGGCGCCGGAUGAUGGAUCUGCUCCGGAUGCCGACAACCCGGACGCCCUCGAUGGGCCGACGGCCGCCUCCUCCAUCCGGUCGCUCCUGCGUCGGGUGUACCCCCGGCUCUUCCAGUUCACCAUCACCACGCUGUCCUUCGGGCCGGGGGCCACGUCGCCGGGCGGCGGCCUGGGCCCGGUUCCCGGCAUGGCCGCAACACCGCCGGCCUCGCCGGCGGCCGAUGCCCCGACAGAUGCCUCCAGCUCGAGCGUCGACCUGUCGGCCGCCAUGGCCUCCGGGGGGUCACACUUGGCCUUCUUCGCCACCGAGCAGACGGACUUCUGCCGGAGCGACCUGCGCCCGGAUGUCGUGGCCCUGGUGGACCCGGAUCCCCUGCGCGAGACCUUCAGCUCGUGCCCGGUGUACCUGUGGAUCGGGCGCACGUCGGACGCCGUGGUGGCCGAGUCGCUGGCCGUGCGCGCCACCCAGACCUACCUGCAGCACCAUUUCGCUGCCAUCCUCCCGCUGAAUCCGCUGUCGGUCAUCCAGAAGGUCCAUGAUGGCCGCGAGCCGGCGGACUUCCGGGCACUCUUCCAUGCGUGGGAUUGAUGGCUUGUGGGUGGUCCCUCUCCGGUGUUUGGAAAUGCCGGCGCUCGGCGCCGGCAAAAUCCGCCCGGAUGGUUUUCCCCCUCCCCGGACACCCGUCCCGUUGGGCGGCCACUUGUGUGCAUGUGUGUAUGUGCGUGUGCGUGUGUGUGUGUAUCCUCAACACACCAGCGGCAGGAGCGAGAAUAGACCAUGCCAGCCUUUC
Molecule: messenger RNA, 6689 nt
Organism: Fonticula alba
Lineage: Eukaryota; Rotosphaerida; Fonticulaceae
Exons: 17
Coding region: 107-6487 (2126 amino acids)
Biological process (GO): barbed-end actin filament capping; actin filament severing; actin polymerization or depolymerization
Cellular component (GO): cytoplasm; nucleus; actin cytoskeleton
Molecular function (GO): actin filament binding; phosphatidylinositol-4,5-bisphosphate binding
Source: RefSeq, a predicted model, not a curated record